Messenger RNA from Rhipicephalus microplus (southern cattle tick), 477 nucleotides. Its product is annotated as neprilysin-1. Gene Ontology annotation, biological process: protein processing. Gene Ontology annotation, cellular component: plasma membrane. Gene Ontology annotation, molecular function: metalloendopeptidase activity. The record is from RefSeq and is a predicted model, not a curated record. Lineage: Eukaryota; Metazoa; Arthropoda; Arachnida; Ixodida; Ixodidae.
AUGAUGCACGGAUACGACGUGAAUGGCAUACUCCUGGACGCCCUCGGCAGCCGCAUUCUCGACACGGACAGUCUGUCCGCACAGCAGUACCAGCUAAGGGUGCUCUGUUUGCGUCAGGCCUACAAGCAGGUGGAGUCGGAAAGAGCCAUGGUCCUGGUUGACGACAAGGUCGACUCUGAGGGCUUCGCGGACUUCACGGGCCUCCAGCUGGCGUACUCGGCGUACAGGCGCCUUCAGCCUCGUGAGCGACUGGCCGUGGUGCCUGACGUGGGGCUCACCGCCGAGCAGACUUUCUUCGUGGCGCACUGCCUGAAGUGGUGUGACCUGAUCGCCAAGAGGCAGCCCACGAGCCGCUACUGGCCCGGCCGCUCUCGCUGCAUUGUGCCACUGCGAAACAUGCCCGAGUUUGCGGCCGCGUUCUCCUGCUCCAAAGGGGCGCCCAUGAACCCCAACUCGAAAUGCUCGUUCUGGAAGUAG